AUGUACAAGUUCGUCGCCUUGUUCGCUCUGUUGGCCUGCGCUGUAGCCGCACCAGCACCAGCUCCGGCACCAGCACCAAAACCAGGAUUCCUGGCCGCACCGGUUGCUCUUCACGCAGCGCCUGUCGUCCCGGCGGCGCCUUUGGCGGUAGCGCACAGCGUACCCGUCGCCACCAGCUACGCAAAUACCUACAAAGUCAGCGUAAAGAGCCCCCUGAUCGCCGCGGCCCCCUACAUUCACGCUGCACCCGUCGGCGUCGCUCCAGUGGCCACCGCCGCCUUGGUGAAGACUGCCCCCGUCGUCGCCGCUGCUCCAGCAGCAGCGGUCUACGCUCACGGACCCAUCGUCGCUGGAUACGCAACAUACUGA
This is a messenger RNA of Hylaeus anthracinus, 369 nucleotides long. Its product is annotated as larval cuticle protein F1-like. The record is from RefSeq and is a predicted model, not a curated record. The coding region runs from base 1 to 369 and encodes 122 amino acids. Lineage: Eukaryota; Metazoa; Arthropoda; Insecta; Hymenoptera; Colletidae. The transcript has a single exon.